Messenger RNA from Orbicella faveolata, 930 nucleotides. RefSeq lists its product as uncharacterized. NCBI's taxonomy places the organism in Eukaryota, Metazoa, Cnidaria, Anthozoa, Scleractinia, Merulinidae. The record is from RefSeq and is a predicted model, not a curated record.
UUUUUUUCGAAGAAGCUACUUUUUCAUCAUUAUCGAUAAGACCAUCAACAAAAGCCCUUCACACUGCUUUUAACAUCGGUCAAACCUAGGGAACUAAUUAUAAGGCAGGUCUGAAGCAGGUCUAAAAAUAGGGUAUGGAAGUUUUGGUCAGGUCAUAAGUAGGGUAGGGAAAAUUGCAGAUUUUGGUCAUAAAUAGGGUCAGGGUUUUAGGAAGCAGGCCGCCUAUCCCCACCAAUUUUUCUGGGAGUACCCCCCGGGCUGUAUAUAUUCACCACCAAAGUAAACCCGAACGCAAAAUGCAUACAUAAGACCCUGUAAAAGGCAAUGUGGUUUAAUAUUACAUGCUAACAUUACUUUUUCCUUGACAUUUUCUAUCUCUCAAAGUCUCUCGAUGUGGACGAAGAGGAGAUGUUGGACGCGCUUGAAGCUGUGAGCAGAAAGGAACACUCCAUAGACAUUGAAGGCGCUCAGCAAGCCAUUCAUGAUACAGUUCAAAAUGUUAGAGAAACCGCGGACAAAUUGAAGAUGAUGAACAAAAAGAUGAUCGAUUUAUCAAAGGCAGGAGAAGCUACGGAGGACUUGGAACAAGAAAAGCGACAACUGGAAAGAGAGCUGCAGAUGUACAAGAAAAUGGCAGUACAGCAAAGAAAAGACAUUUUCAACAGGAGAUCAAGUAUUCGAAGAGAUGACACUCAACAGUGGAAACUUGUGGCAGGUGAAAUGGUCGAUAUAUUAAACACAGUGCGUCACGCAGGAAAGCUAGGUAAGACAGCACAUAACAAGUAGUGUACUGUAUUCCUUCCAUAGUUAAAAAAAUCUGUUAAACUUUUUCAUUUCCUCGCCAGUCAUACCCAAAGAUCACGUGCCCAUUUCUAUUCGUGGAAUAACCCUGCCGGGUGUUCCCAGCUGUCUUAUCAAAUCACUGAAAAU